GGCGCGUAUACACACACGCCAGUCCGAUCCGACUCGCGCGGCUCCUCAGUUCACGAUUGGCUCUCUUAUCUGACGCGCACGAAAACCGCGUGGCUAUCACUCGAUAAGCUUGCACCUGCAGCCGUACUUACAUAGGAAAACCAGCUGACGUAGCGAAAAGAAGACCCGGACCGUGAAAUUAUGAGAUAGUACUGCGGGCACCCACGAGGAAAUUUUUUUCGUCCCCAACCAUCGGGUGUACAUUUGUAUUAUUGUUACAACAAUUGGGCCUUGCAUGUGCUACGGUGUUCAUUAUUAUUAUCAGCUGCAGUGGUAAACGAGCAUCAUCGACGAGAUAGCCAAAAAAGUCCGAAGGGAAGGACAAUAAACUUCAAAAUGGUUUCACAAAAUCACAAGGCGCCAACGGAGUUGGACACUUUUCUUCCGCAAGACGGAUCCAACUUUAAGGACGGCCUAACAGCCAAGUACAAAGUCAAAGUGACGCCGAUGGAUGUCGAAGGCGCCACGAAAGAUGACAAAGCUUUCGACCCGUUUACAGAACGUCAGGUCCCAAAUCCGACCACGGACUGUGAUACGCUGACCCAUCUGCUGAAAGCGUCGCUGGGAACCGGAAUUUUGGCGAUGCCCAACGCCUUCAUCAGCGCCGGUCUCAUCGGAGGUAUUUUGUCGACGAUACUCGUGGCCUUUGUUUGCACCCACUGCUCGUACAUCCUCGUCAAAUGCGCUCACGUUCUUUACUACAAAACGCGAAGGACGGAAAUGAGUUUUGCUGACGUCUCGGAAGCCGCGUUCGCAAAUGGACCCAAGUGGGCUCGGCCGUUUGCGAUGCCAUCGAGGUAUUUGAUCCAGAUAAGCUUGUUCAUAACGUACUUCGGCACCUGCAGCGUGUACGCCGUAAUCGUGGGAAAGAACUUCCAAGCGGUGUACGAAAAUUAUUUCGACAGCACAAAUUCACGGGUCGUGAUACUGAUGCUGCUCGUGCCGAUGAUCCUGCUGAGUUGGGUGCCCGAUCUCAAGUAUCUAGCCCCGGUCUCGAUGAUUGCCAAUUUCUUCAUGGCCACGGGGCUCGGGAUCACUUUUUACUACCUUGUCAGAAGGAUAACGGAGCACCCCGAAAAAAUUGCGGAAUUGGACAAUUUCGCCCCGAUCGCCAAGUUUCCUGCAUUCUUCAGCAUAACGAUCUUCGCCAUGGAGGCCAUUGGAGUGGUCAUGCCAUUGGAAAACAACAUGAAAACACCGCAGAAUUUUGUUGGUCUCUGUGGAGUGCUCAACAAAGGAAUGUCCGGUGUAACGCUCAUAUACAUUUUCCUUGGCUUUUUGGGAUAUCUUGCAUAUGGAGACGAAAGCCAAGGCAGUAUUACGCUUAAUUUACCAUCAAACGAAUAUCUUGCCCAAAGCGUACAAAUUUUAAUUGGUCUUGCCGUCUACUGCACGUUUGGUCUGCAGUUUUAUGUGUGCCUUGAUAUUGCCUGGAGUGGAGUCAAGGAGCGCUUCCAAAAGAAGCCUAUUUUUGCCAAUUAUGUUUUAAGAACUGUCCUCGUCAUUGGUGCAGUGUUCCUUGCCAUUGCUGUACCAACAAUCGCUCCGUUUAUUGGACUGAUUGGAGCAUUUUGUUUUUCAAUUUUGGGUCUUAUUAUUCCUGUAUUCAUUGAAACUGUCACGUACUGGGACAUUGGUUUUGGUAAAUUCAAUUGGGUGGCAAUUAAAAAUGUUGUCAUUUGUGUUAUUGGUUUAUUGGCCUUGUUUUUCGGCUCAAAAAGUUCCAUUGAGGAAAUUGUUCAAGUAUUCGGCAGUCUAGAAGUAAACCACAACGCAAACUAUACCACUAACUCCACUAGUAUUUAAAUAGAUAUAAGUUUUAAUGGAUUUUUUACAAGCAAGUAAAUGAAAAUGCUAUUUUUUGUAAAUAUUUUU
Copidosoma floridanum is the source of this 1914-nucleotide messenger RNA. RefSeq names its product solute carrier family 36 member pathetic (gene path). Gene Ontology annotation, biological process: amino acid transmembrane transport. The record is from RefSeq and is a predicted model, not a curated record. Gene Ontology annotation, cellular component: vacuolar membrane. NCBI's taxonomy places the organism in Eukaryota, Metazoa, Arthropoda, Insecta, Hymenoptera, Encyrtidae. Gene Ontology annotation, molecular function: L-amino acid transmembrane transporter activity.